Triticum turgidum subsp. durum (durum wheat) is the source of this 1656-nucleotide messenger RNA. Lineage: Eukaryota; Viridiplantae; Streptophyta; Magnoliopsida; Poales; Poaceae. The record is from the annotation of a GenBank genome assembly.
AUGGAUAAGCCUGAACCGCUCGCCGCUGUUGCUGCCAUUGUUGACCAGUGCGUAGAGCGGGAAGAGAUGGCUGCGUCGGAGCUACACUUCCUGCUGGUGCCGCUGGUGGCGCAGGGCCACAUCAUCCCCAUGGUGGACCUGGCGCGCCUCCUCGCCGCGCGGGGGCCGCGCGUCACCGUCGUCACCACGCCUGUCAACGCUGCGCGGAACAGGGCCACCGUCGACAGCGCCAGGAGGGCGGGCCUCGCCAUCGAGCUCGCGGAGCUCCCCUUCCCCGGCCCGCAGCUGGGGUUGCCGGAGGGGCUGGAGAACCUCGACCAGCUGCUCGACGACGUCAGCAGUACCACGUACCUCGCCUUCUUCCAGGCCAUCUGGAAGAUGGCGGAGCCGCUGCAGGGGUACGUCCGUGCGCUGCCGCGGCGGCCGGACUGCCUCGUCGCCGACUCGUGCAACCCGUGGACGGCGGGCGUUUGCACGGCGCUCGACAUCCCGAGGCUGGUGCUGCACUGCCCGUCCGCCUAUUUCCUCCUCGCCGUGCACAACCUGUCCACGCACGGCGUGUACGACCGCGUCGGCGACGACGAGUUGGAGCCGUUCGAGGUGCCGGACUUCCCGGUGCGCGCCGUCGGGAACACGGCCACGUUCCGCGGCUUCUUCCAGCACCCCGGCGCGGAGAAGGAGCAGCGCGACGUUCUCGAUGCCGAGGUCACCGCUGAUGGCCUGCUGAUCAACACGUUCCGCGGCGUCGAGGGCAUCUUCGUCGACGCGUACGCGGUGGCGCUCGGCAAGAGGACGUGGGCCAUCGGGCCGACGUGCACCUCCGGCAUCUUGGACAAGGACGCCGACGCCAUGGCCGGCCGCGGCAACCGCGCUGACGUCGAUGUCGGCCACGUCGUCUCAUGGCUCGACGCCAUGCCACCGGCGUCUGUGCUGUACGUCAGUUUCGGCAGCAUCGCGCAGCUGCCAGCGAAGCAGCUCGCCGAGCUCGCGCGCGGCCUCGAGGCGUCGGGGCGGCCGUUCGUCUGGGCCAUCAAAAGGGCCAAGGCCGACGCCGCCGUGAAGGCGCUGCUCGACGAUGAAGGGUUCGAGUCGCGCGUGGAGGACAGGGGCCUCGUCGUGCGCGGGUGGGCACCGCAGGUGACCAUCCUCUCGCACCGGGCGGUGGGCGGCUUCCUCACGCACUGCGGCUGGAACGCCACGCUGGAGGCCAUCUCCCACGGCGUGCCGACGCUGACAUGGCCCUGCUUCGCCGACCAGUUCUGCAGCGAGCGGCUGCUCGUGGACGUGCUCCGCGUAGGCGUCAGGUCCGGCGUCAAGGUGCCCGCCAAGAACGUCCCCGAGGAGGCCGAGGGCGUCCAGGUGCCGAGCGGCGACAUGGAGAAGGCCAUUGCCGAGCUGAUGGACGGCGGGUCCGAGGGGAUGGUGAGGAGGUCCAGAGCCAAGGAAGUCGCCGCGGAGAUGAGAGUGGCCAUGGAGGAAGGCGGGUCGUCCUACUCCGACCUGACGGACAUGAUCCACUACGUCUCGGAGCUGUCGAGGAAAAGCAGCCACGAGAGGGACGGAAGCUCGAUGACCCUGCCUUUCGCGGUGGCAGAGCUCCGAAGCAACGACAGCGACAAGAUCGAAGCCGGUGCUGCAUUGUCACUACAGUCCUAA